Dromaius novaehollandiae (emu) is the source of this 3927-nucleotide messenger RNA. RefSeq names its product myotrophin (gene MTPN). NCBI's taxonomy places the organism in Eukaryota, Metazoa, Chordata, Aves, Casuariiformes, Dromaiidae. Gene Ontology annotation, molecular function: protein binding; ubiquitin-protein transferase activity. The transcript is spliced from 4 exons. The record is from RefSeq and is a predicted model, not a curated record. Gene Ontology annotation, cellular component: BRCA1-A complex; BRCA1-BARD1 complex. Gene Ontology annotation, biological process: protein K6-linked ubiquitination. The coding region runs from base 387 to 743 and encodes 118 amino acids.
CGCUCCGGCGGCAUCCUGCGGACAGCGCAUGCGCAGCGCGGCCCGCUUCCCCGCGUGGGUGUCUCGCUGGGGUGGGCAAGGAACGGCGGGGGGAGGGGGGUGCUGAAUGAAAACCGGAAGCGGAAACGCCGCGGGCAAAUAAACCGCUUUUCCUUCAGUUAGGCGGAUUCCGCCCCGCUUCCCUCGACCGCUGCGCUCGGCCCCGCUCCCGCGGCGCUGAGCCCUAACCGCCGUAACUGCCGCCGGCCUGCCCUGCCCUGCUGCCGGAGCCCGCGGCCGCCGCACGGGGGAGGGGUUGCUGCCCGUCGCGCCGCCGCCUUCGCGCCGCGGAGCUCUUCCCGGGCCCUCGCCGUCUCGCCCGCCCGCGUCUCUGCCUGGCGGCCGCGAUGUCUGACAAGGAAUUCAUGUGGGCCCUCAAAAACGGAGACUUGGAUGAGGUGAAGGACUAUGUGGCCAAGGGUGAAGAUGUCAACCGGACACUUGAAGGUGGGAGGAAGCCUCUACACUAUGCAGCAGACUGUGGACAGCUUGAAAUUCUGGAAUUUCUGCUAUUGAAAGGAGCUGAUAUUAAUGCUCCAGACAAACAUAAUAUCACACCACUCCUAUCAGCUGUCUAUGAGGGCCAUGUUUCCUGUGUGAAAUUGCUUCUGUCAAAGGGUGCUGAUAAGACUGUGAAAGGCCCAGAUGGACUAACUGCCUUUGAAGCCACUGACAACCAGGCAAUCAAAACUCUUCUUCAGUGACAGAUGGACUGAUAUCUUAAAUGUCUCUCCUGUGGCCUCACACUGCUGCCUGUCUGUCACUCUUUGCAUCUUCCAGCUUCUUCAGCUAAAUACUUUGGGGGGAGGGAAAUUCUCUGUGAAUCAGACUAGUUAGGGGCUUGUAUCAAAGAUAAUCUGUUUGGAGAGGGUUGAAAACUAUUACAAACAGCGUCCCUCUAGGAUGUCUUUUCAGUGCACAAUCUCUUCUCAUUUCUAGUGAAAAUGGAGGGAGGAAGAGAGACCAUGAUCUUGAAUUCUUGGCUUGUAAACUUCCUAAGUUAGUACUAAGGUUUUUGUUCAAAGAUCCAUUUAGACGAUAGUACUGUGCUAUGUACCCAAGACUGUAAUUGUGAAGGAGACAAUAGUCCCAUGGUAUUAGUGUCUGCCAUAAUCUGAAGUGUAAUAAUAUAGGUGGCUGGGUUGCUUUUCUCUCCUCUCUCAAUGGGUAGCUUUAUCCUUCUGUCUAAAGCUUACAUUGCAGUUUCCAGGACUUUUGAUAGUAGUUAAUGGAGAUGUUCUUCAUAAUGACUAAUUGGAUGUCACACUAAUGUUUUUCUGACUCUUGAGGAAACCAGGAAAGAUCAGCUGAGGCAAGGCCUUGUUAACACUCCAGAAUAUCUGCCAAGGUACUUUUGGAUGCUUGAACUUUGUUUUCUUUCCCAUAUGUGUUCUAGUCCAGAACAGAAGUUUUAACCAGCUGUUUUUAAGAAAAUUGAAAAUGUCACUAGAAUUAUUACCAGAAGGAUUGUAAGAAGGAAUUUCUUUACUCACCAUGCCAGCAUGAAAAUCAAUAGGCUGAAAAUGCAUAGGCUGUGAAAGUUUCAGGCUGUUUGGUGUGCAGAGAUAAUCAAGUGAAAUGUACAAAAUGAACAAUAAUUUAGACAUUCAUAUCAGAGGUAAAUGUAGUUGCUAAACUUUUUGGUAAACUUUUAAACUAUAAGUAAAGCUCCCUAAAUUUAGCUGUUGGGAACAGGAAGACUUAGGAGUAGAAAUCUUAACUUGCUGUAACUACUGGUGUGUGUGAGGGGGGUAGGGGGAGGACAUUAAUCGUGCAUAUCCUUGAAUUCAUGUUUCAUUGCUGGCUGAAUGAACCUCUUAAAAUUUAUUACUAAGGCAUGGAGCUUGUUCUGAAAGCUCCCACUACAACCCUACCACAUUAACUAUCAACUUUUAGAUAAGAUUUACUGUUCUACUAAAUAUGGCAGUAAUAUGACAGCCUUGACAACUUAUGGGAAGGUAUUUAAAAUAGUGAUAGGGAUUCCUGUCACAUCCUACAGCUCUCAGGAAUGUCAGAGCUUCUGGCUUUCAUCCUGAAAAUUUUUUUUCAGACUGCCAGUUCACUCAAGAGUGAAUAACAGGUUUUAUAACAAAAAAGCAUAUACCAUAAAGUUGUACAUCUUCCUUUUUCUUAGAUGUAGAUUUCAAAUUUUCUGGUACCAUACAAAAAACUGUAUAUAAAAUUUUGUGCUGAAUUCUUGAACAAAAGUAGCUGACAUUAUUCUGAUAUCAUAGCUGAAACUGGGAGGGUGCGCAGAAGUAGGCUGGUGACUACCACCCAAAUAUUUAAUGGAGAUCAGUUUUACUUGAAUAGUGUUGCAUAUUAUUAUUGAAUGUCUCAGCUAUAAGACAUGUGUUUGAAUGAUAAAAUGAGACCCAAAACUGAUUUACAUGUAUGCAUCCCAUAAGAAAAGCAGUGGGGGGUUUGAAAUCAACUCUGGCCAUAAACUAUACAGUGUAAUUAACCAUUUCUUCUUGGAAAUGGGUGGCAAGACUGGAAAUCAGUGGUAAAUCAAUUGGUAAGCUGUUCAUAAAAUGACAAGCAUGCUUGGUGAGCAGUACUUUUUAAUGAGUACUUAAAGAUAACGCUGUAAUCUUAACUCUGAUCAGUGCUGAAUUGUAACGUCAUUGCAAUAGUGUGAACAUAGAAUAUAGGUUUAACUUUUUAUUCAGUUAUGAAAGUAACCAUCCUUGGCAUAAAUUUGUCUCCAUAUUAUGCUCUUAAAUACUUAGCUAUUAAAAUGCUAGUCUAGAAAACUGCAAUCUAUUUUAUGUGGGAAACUUGAAUAAUCAAGCUUUUUGUGUUGAUUAGUGUUAAGUUGUCUGGCCAUAGGUGUUUUUGUUUUGUUUUUUCCCUCUGCUGUACUCUUCCCCUUUCCCUGCCUUCAAAUCUCAUUUAAGUGAGCAUUUUCCUAGCAAAGAAACAUCUUUGUACUAACUCUUCUGGUGAUUCACUGAGGCAAUUUUGCCUGCCUUUUUCUACAAUUGUGUGAACACCUUAUUCUUUCUUACUCGAGGAAAAAAUGCAAACUUCAAGUGUGAAUUUGGCUGUAGUGUACACCCAAGCUGCCUUUCCAGAUAGUUAAAAGAUGGCAUUUAGUGUUUGAAUCAUAAAAAAGAAAUAUUUUUUUUUUGCUUUUUUUGCACUACAUGACAGGUGAUUGAUCAUUUUGCCCAGGACUUUCAAAAAAUAAUGAUGAUAAAAGCUAAACUUUCAUAAUUGUCUAGAAACUGGGCUCGUUCGUUAAUUCCCUUCCUUCUAGCUCUGUUGUGAAGAAAAGAUAGGUUGCCUACCUAUAUCUUUGAGUCGGUCCUAACUAGAUGAAAAUACCAAACUGUAAAUUAUUUUACGUUCUGUAAACAGUAGUUAAAUACUUUGUCAGACUGGAAACACAUACACUUGGAAAUCUACUCUCUUCUUGCACCUUUUCCUUUCAAACUUUUGCUCAAUAAGUUAUAACCUAAAAUGUAUUUUGGAUUUUAUACCUGCUGCUCCUUUUUCUUAAGGAGGAGUAACUAGGAAAAGUAGUACAAUAAUUAAAUGGAACUUUUCUCCUUUUUCUUGAACAUAGCAUUGAAUUAUUUGCAGAAGAGGCUGGUAAGAGUGGAGUGUCCUAGGUCAAGCAAUUGCAGUGUUGCAUGCAAAAUUUCAAAAUGAACUGUCUUAAUUAUAUUUUGUAAAUGGAUAAACAAUCAUCUUUCUACGCAGUGAUGGAAGAAAAUUAGUGCUUUGUGCAUUUUGAUAUUUGACUUACUCUUUUCACCAUUGUAACUGUUUUGACACAGUUGGGUUCACAUUAUCAUGGUUCAUAGACAUCAGAAUGCUAAAUGAUACUGUAUUUUUAAGUUUGUGUUGCAAGAACGAAUGGAAUAAACUUGAAUUGUGCGA